CUUCAAUCGAAUGUAGAUGUUGCCUAUAAUAUCCAAUCUAAAAACCCUCGUCAAACGUGGAAUACUAAACAAUCAGACUAUUAGUCGACAAACGUUUAACAGUUUUAUAGCUGUUCGUUUCACGACUUGUAUUUCACUAAUGAAGAGAACACGAUCAACUUUAAAAACACAUUCUGUCGAAGAAAAAAACAUUGAUGAUAUCGACACAGAUGAAAUGAAAACCAAAUCAAAGGGUAUGGAAGAAGAUUCAAUGGUGCAAAAUAAAAAUUUUAAAGAUAAAGAACUAUCUAACACAGCAGAAACAUUGAAACCACCAGUAGAAAAUGUUCAGAAUCUGGAACAGAAACAAAUAAAUAAACUCAACUUUAAAAGUUUGAGAGAUAGGAGUAAAGGGGUUGACGAAGAACUUCAACCAAAUAUACCUCCUCCAAAAAGUAAACCUAGAGCAGUGGUAGACCUUAAAAUGAUGAAAGAAGAAUUAAAACAAUUGGAAGAUCCACCAUUGACUGCAUGGGAAAAAGAAAUAUGUUCAAAUAGAUUGCCAUAUUCAUUUUUCGAUUGUCCUUGUGAAGAAUUAGCACAAAAUUUAUUAGGGAAAGUACUAGUUCGCUGCCUAGAAAAUGGUACUAUUUUAAAAGGUAGAAUUGUUGAAACUGAAGGAUAUUUAGGAGUAAUUGAUAAAGCAUCACAUACUUAUCAAAAUAAAGUUACUCCUCGUAAUAUACCAAUGUAUAUGCCACCUGGUACUAUAUAUAUAUAUAUGACAUAUGGAAUGUAUCAUUGUUUCAACAUAUCUAGUCAAGGUGAAGGGUGUGCUGUUUUAAUAAGGGCAGUCGAACCCUUAGAAGGUAUUGGGUAUAUGACUAAUCAACGAACUUCAAAGAGAUCAUCGAGUGCACCUAAAAAGUUAUUAAAAGAUUUAAAGGAACAUGAAUUAUGUAAUGGCCCAUCAAAGUUAUGUAUGGCUUUCCAGCUGCAUAAAAAUCAUAGUAAAUAUUCCUUGUGCUCUUGGAAAGGUUUAUGGAUCGAAAAUGGUGAAAUAGAGAAAUUCAAUAUUGUUAAAUGCCGUAGAAUAGGAAUAGAUAACUAUGGAGAAGAAUGGACAAAUAAACCAUUACGGUAUUAUAUUUACGGGAAUAGAGCCGUGAGUAAACGGAAUAAGGAAGCAGAAAAGUAUUUGGAACUGAAUUAAAUUACAGCUAAUAUAAUGUAUCGAAUAUAUUUAAAAUUAGUAUUUUUCAAUAUAGUUUAACACAUUACAGAUAUUUAUAUUUCU
Molecule: messenger RNA, 1276 nt
Organism: Bombus pyrosoma
Lineage: Eukaryota; Metazoa; Arthropoda; Insecta; Hymenoptera; Apidae
Product: putative 3-methyladenine DNA glycosylase
Exons: 6
Coding region: 17-1192 (391 amino acids)
Biological process (GO): base-excision repair
Molecular function (GO): alkylbase DNA N-glycosylase activity; DNA binding
Source: RefSeq, a predicted model, not a curated record